Messenger RNA from Pocillopora verrucosa, 1692 nucleotides. Its product is annotated as nuclear envelope phosphatase-regulatory subunit 1-like. Lineage: Eukaryota; Metazoa; Cnidaria; Anthozoa; Scleractinia; Pocilloporidae. Gene Ontology annotation, cellular component: Nem1-Spo7 phosphatase complex; cytoplasm. The record is from RefSeq and is a predicted model, not a curated record.
AUGUUGAGCAUGCGUUGUGGUGAUGAAAGAAAUGGAAGUUCUGUCAUGGCGAGCCAGCAAGUUACCGAAGAUCUGAAAGCAUUUGAACGAAGGCUCACGGAGUACGUGCAAUGUUUAGGUCCACAAACCGGCAAAUGGAGACUUAUUCUUGUUCUGUCGUCAGUUGCAACCGCUGCAGGAGCCUGGGGAUUAAUCACAGAUAAUCAACAUCAUCCUUCACUACUGCAGUAUCUGUGGCAUCAUAAAUUUUUCACAAUCAGUUGCUGUAAUUUAUUCAUUUUAUUUAUGCUGGGAAUUCAUAGGAGAGUUAUGGCACCUCAAAUAAUUUUAGCAAGAACAAGAGUAGUUUUAGAGGAUUAUAACAUGUCCUGUGAUGAGAAGGGAAGACUUAUUCUGCGACCAAGACCAUCUUGACCCAUGCUUUUAAAGUACAUGAUUAUGAAAUGAUUUUUUUUGUUAUUCAUCGUAGAAGAUAUAGUCCUGAAUUUCAGCACCUCAGAACCGAGAAUUUUUUAGAAAAUAGUCUCCAUUUUUGAGGAACAAGGGCAACUAAAAUUAUGAAUCAUAACUAACUUUUCUUUUCCCCCUUUACUUAGCAGUUAGACAUUGUAAUACAUUACAGUAAAUAGGAGAGGAUAAAAUGGAUAUCUUACCACACAGUAACGUGGAGCAAAUUCAGAGUUGAACCUCAAAUAUUGCAAACAAAAGAUUUCAUUUCAUAUGAACUUUAAGAUGUAUUAGUAUAUGUUUUAGAAACAAUUGGAUGUAUAGCUAAACUUUAAAAAUGUUUUAUUCAUAUAUUGGGAUGUGAUGUCAACAUCUCAACACACAGUAGUUCUUAAUAAUCAUUAGGACAAUAACUGUAUUUGAUGACUUUUCAGGCAUUGGUGAAGUUGAUGCCUAGUCCAAGAAGCUUAAUUUUUUGUUUGUUGUAACAAGGUGAUAAAGACUCGAAUUUAAUUAAUAGACAUUAAAAAAGACAGGAUGUAAAGUGAAAUGUUCAGACAUAUGGAAUUCUUGGAGACUCAUUGUCAUUAACCAACAAGGAUGUUUUGUUGUUAGUAAUUACAAGCCUCUAAAAAGAAAUGUCGGAAUUUUUUUUUAUAUUUUUUUUCAGAAAUGUUGUUAUAUCUCCAUUUUAUAUUUCCAUGUUAAAAUGCCACUAGGUGUAGAGCUUGAGGUGCCAGGCAUGACCUUAAUUUUGAUGAUAAUUAUGCAAUCUUUGAGAGAAAUAUCAGGAACUCGGAGGGCUGAAAUUAAGUAUUGUACUCUGCAGUUUGUCCUCAGGAAAGCUUGACUGUGUUACUUUGGAAAUUUGCAUGUUAUUCACAAAGAAAUGCAAGCAAACAUUUUCAUUUCUAUAUUUUAUUUUGGUGACUUAGAUUUCUUUCAUGAAUUUUUGCAAUCAAUGAUAUGAAUAUGUUUUUUCAUGAAAAAGAGGAUUAUAUUAGGGCUUGUAUUAGGAUUGAUUAAUAUACAAUAACUAUAAUCAUUCUACUUACUGGAGUCCAAUGAAAUCAGUGUCAUACAAUUACUGGCUCCAAGUCUCACCGUGUUGUUAAGUAAUAUUUUUGUAAGUCUGAUGUUUAAAGGAAUAUAAAAGUGGUAAAGGAACUGAAAUUGCUCUUUCAGUCUGUGAUUUCAGGUGCUUAAUUUUGGAAAUCUUAUCAAUAAAGUUUGUUGUGGAACUUA